This is a messenger RNA of Pedinophyceae sp. YPF-701, 348 nucleotides long. Lineage: Eukaryota; Viridiplantae; Chlorophyta; Pedinophyceae. The record is from the annotation of a GenBank genome assembly.
AUGUCGUUCGUGGGGGGCAAGUUGAAGCUCAAGGGAGUCGAGGAGAAGAGGAAGAAAAAGAAGAAGUCGAAGAGCAAGGACAAGGAGAAGCAGCAGGUGCUCAAGGAGGAGCUCGAGGGGGCGGAGGCGAAGGGGGGGUCCCGGGGGGAGUCGGACGGCGGCGGGGACGAGGUGGACACGCGCACGGAGGCCGAGAAGCGAUACGACGCCUACAUGCGCAAACGCGAGCUCGAGCUGCUGCGGAAAAACGCCCUCAAAACCACAAAAGAGAAGGUGAACGAGUUCAACGAGAAGCUCGCGGCGCUGUCGGAGCACCACGACAUCCCCAAGGUCGACGGGUCCUGGUAG